AUGGGAAGAAUUAACGGCAGCCAGACGCCCUCGCCUGCACCAUCGUCGUCGCCUCCGCCUCUGCCUCCCCCUCCCCGUCCGCCUCCGCGUCCAACUCCCCCUCCCCGUCUGCCUCCUCCCCUCCCCUCUCCGCACCCGCCCGCUCGCCCCGCCCGCCGCCUCUCCCCCGCUCAGCCCCGCCCUCCGCCUGCUCGCCAGGCACGUCGCCUGUUCCGCCUCUCCCCUGCUCAGCCCCGCCCUCCGCUUACUCGCCCCGCCCGCCGCCUUUCCCCUGCUCGCCCCGCCCGCCGCCCUCCGCCUGCUCAGCCGCGCCCACCGCCUUUCCCCUGCUCGCCCCGCCCGCCGCCCUCCGCCUGCUCAGCCGCGCCCACCACCUGCUCGCCCCGCCCGCCGCCUCCCCCUCCCCCCCCCCCCCCCGCUCGGCCUCCCAGCGCUCGACGCCAUGUUUUCCUCUCUUGCGCCAGAGCGAGCCCUGGCGGCUUCCAAGAACGUCGAGGACGAGAGGCUCCGCCACAUGCACGCGGACGUGGCGGAGAUGCUGCUCGCCAACACCACCCCACGCCGCCGGCGGGUGAGGAAGCCGCCUCCGGCCGCGCCCGAGGAGGAGCGGCGCGGGCGCGCGCGCUACGGCUGCGCGUUCGAGGAGGAGGAGGGCUCCGGGUUCGCGCCGCCCCGGAUGGUGUGGGCGAAGGUCAGGGGCUACCCGCGGUGGCCGGGGCAGGUGUUCGACCCGGCGGACGCGUUGGGGCUCGCGCUGCGCGAGCGGCGGGCGACCGGGGCCGCGGCGGCUCCUUCGUGUGGGCCGGCGCAGCGGACCUCACCCCGCUCCGCGACGACUUCCCGUGCCUCGCCGGCGUCGGCCUAAGGAGCAACUGCAAGGUCGAGUUCGCCCUCGCCCUGGACGGCGCGCUGGCCGAGGUCGCGCGCCGCGUCGACGCCGGCCUCUCAUGCGGGUGCGGCGGCGCCGCCGCCAAGGGGCAAGUGUUCCAAAACUCCGGCCUUCGCAGAGGCGCGUCCGUCGCGGCCGUGGACGCCGGCUUCGCCCGGGACGCGCUCCGCGGCGAGGCGUUCCUCCGGUACGUUGGCGCGCUGGCAGUGGCGCCGGGGGACGGUGCCGACAGGCUUGACGUUGCUGUUAGUAUGAACAGGCAUUCAGACAGAUUGGCAGCUACAGCAGAUGAUUCAGUAUGGCAACCGCAGUUUACUCGCUUCCGAUUCAAAGUUUGGAACAAACAAGUUAAAGUAUCCUGUACAUAGCAUCCUUGUUUUCGACCAGCAGAAAAAUGCAAUUCCUGUUGCUUGGAUCAUAACUCCCAAUUUUACACAUGGUGAAAUACAUAGAUGGAUG
Molecule: messenger RNA, 1348 nt
Organism: Hordeum vulgare subsp. vulgare (domesticated barley)
Lineage: Eukaryota; Viridiplantae; Streptophyta; Magnoliopsida; Poales; Poaceae
Product: formin-like protein 3
Exons: 4
Coding region: 1-1257 (418 amino acids)
Source: RefSeq, a predicted model, not a curated record